AUGAUUAUCAAUCAAACAUUCAUGUUGACGAGAUCCAACGAUUUUUCUAAAAUUCCUCGGAGAUUCUCUCGAGUUCCUCCGAAGGGAACCUGUUUUUUUUCACUCUUUUUUCACUCCAAAACAACGGCGUGGGGUCAUCGGGAUUUUAGGAUUGAAAGAGUUGCCAAUUUAACAGAAUCGUAACUUCGCAUCCGAGUUCCUCGGCUAGACUCCACAAACAAUGGACCCCGAGUUGGUCCGAUGCCGUUGUCGUUGACAGAGGGUGGGGAGAAAUUGCAAGUCGGCAGAGUCUAGACAUCGUCGACGUGCACGAACGUCAAACACAGCCUGGCAUGGGGGACUGACUUGGACGAGCGGAUCGAGUCGCGGGGCGUGGAGACACGUAUUUACAUGUAUAUAAGGUCCCAGCCUGACUCUUGUCCAUUUCUGAUAUACGAAACCCUGUUCAACUCCAUGCCCAGAUACCCACCAGCGUCAGAAUUUCACAAUGGGAUCUACCACGUCACCCCCGCGCUUUGAGUCCGCUCCAGCGGACCCAGCACCCCUAGGCCAGCCCCUCGAAUACCCCUUCUCCAAGCGCUCAGCACCCAAUCGGUUCCUCAAGGGCGCCAUGUCGGAGCGCCUCGCCAGCUUCUCAGCUACUGACCUCUCAGCCCGCGGUGUUCCCUCCCCGGAAGCAAUCCGGCUUUACGAGCGUUGGGGCCAGGGCGGCUGGGGCCAGCUUCUGACAGGCAAUAUCAUGAUCGACCCAGGCCACUUAGAAGCGCCGGGAAAUUACAUCAUCCCGCGCGACUCGCCUUACUCGGGAGAGCGUUUCGACGCCUUCAAGGCGCUAGCUGAGGGGGCCAAAAAGGAGGGCAGUCUGAUUGUCGGCCAAGUGUCUCACCCAGGACGACAGACCAGUGAUGAUGUUCAAUCGGAGCCUAUCAGCGCGAGUGCGGUACAGCUCGUUUCCCCCGCGAUGAAGAAGACGUACGCCGUUCCACGUGCGGCGACUAAGGAGGACAUCGCUGCCAUUAUCGACGGGUUCGCACAUGCGGCAGAGUAUUUGGAGAAAGCUGGGUUCGACGGCAUCGAGUUGCAUGGCGCACACGGGUACCUACUUGCGCAGUUCCUGAGCCCAACGACAAACCAGCGUACCGAUAACUACGGCGGUAGUUUGGAGAACCGUGCUAGACUGAUUCUAGAGGUGGCGGCUGAGGUUAAGAAGAGAGUGACCGAUAAAUUCGUGUUGGGUAUUAAAGUCAACUCGGUCGAAUUCCAGGACAAGGGAUUCACACCUGAGGACGCCGUGGAAUUAUGUCAGCUGCUCGAGGGCGCAGGAUUUGAUUAUGUUGAGACGAGCGGCGGCACGUACGAAAGCCAAGGCUUUGAGCACAAGAAGGACAGCACAAGGGCACGGGAGAGCUUUUUCAUCGAAUUUGCCGAGCGCAUUGCAAAGUCGCUGAGCAAGACCAAGGUGUACACCACGGGCGGGUUCAAGACAGUGGCCGGCAUGGUGGGUGUUCUGGGCGCCGUUGACGGAGUCGGUAUUGGACGGGCGGCCACACAGGAGCCGGAUCUUCCCAAGACGAUUUUGGAAGGGAAGGCGACGGGUAUUAUGAAGUAUGCUAUCGGAGAAGAUGAGUUCUUCAUGAGGUUAUUUGCCAGCUCGAUGCAGAUGAAGGCAAUGGGCCACGGGGAAGAGCCAUUGGAUUUGACGGUACCCGAUAACGUGCAGAAGGUGGGGGCUGCGAUCGCUAUGAUGAUGAAGCAGAAUCUGUAGAUUGGCUUUCGUUUCGAGCAAAUAACUAGCUAACAAGUAGAUAUUUUGUGACGAAAUACAAGUUCUGGAACAGAACGUGAGCAUUUCCUGGCAC
This is a messenger RNA of Pseudomassariella vexata, 1859 nucleotides long. RefSeq names its product NADH oxidase. Lineage: Eukaryota; Fungi; Ascomycota; Sordariomycetes; Amphisphaeriales; Pseudomassariaceae. The record is from RefSeq and is a predicted model, not a curated record. The coding region runs from base 488 to 1765 and encodes 425 amino acids. The transcript has a single exon. Gene Ontology annotation, molecular function: FMN binding; oxidoreductase activity.